This is a messenger RNA of Tachysurus vachellii, 5746 nucleotides long. RefSeq names its product collagen, type XXVII, alpha 1a (gene col27a1a). The coding region runs from base 1 to 5454 and encodes 1817 amino acids. The record is from RefSeq and is a predicted model, not a curated record. The transcript has 60 exons. NCBI's taxonomy places the organism in Eukaryota, Metazoa, Chordata, Actinopteri, Siluriformes, Bagridae. Gene Ontology annotation, molecular function: extracellular matrix structural constituent.
AUGAAUUUAGCGACCCGAAGGAGAGACCGCGGAACCACACAACUCCACGCAAAGAGAGCUCUACUCCUGUGUACUCUUCUGUGUUGCACUUGUUCUUCAGGACUCACACAAGCGCUAUCUCAAGAUGUGGAUGUGUUGCAGCGGCUGGCUCUUCGCCUUGAGCAGGGUUCUCGCUCUGUCCCAUUUGGUGUCAUCCCACUUCGCUCCAGCAUUAUCCUCACAGCACGGGCACGUGUCACUGCUGCCACACGCUCCAUAUUCCCACAGACUUUCUCCUGGAACAGCACACUCUUGUUAAGCAUUCGCUCACAUCGUGCCAACUCUGCGUUCCUUUUCUCCGUUUUCUCCGGCUCACGCCUCCAGUUAGGCUUGCAGUUGUUGCCAGAUGACAUUAAACUAUAUGCUGGGCCUGACAACUCAGUUCGUUUUCCAUAUCACCUUCAUGAUGGCCGCUGGCACCACCUGGCCCUUGUUCUUGCUGGCCAGACAGCCACUCUACAACCUGCUUGUGACAAUGGCAGCAGUAGAACAACCCAAGAAUUUCCAAUACUCCCACCAAUUCACCUGGACCCCCGCAGCACCUUCCGACUGGGUGGAAGCAGUGCUCUCCUACCUGGCAUUGAACCCUUUGAGGGUGCAGUGUGCCAGUUUGAUGUGAUACCCGCAGGACAAGUAGAUUAUUGCAGGGCUAUUCGCAAGCAGUGCAGAGAAAAUAACUCCAACCGACCAGCACCACCCUCUCCAAUUUUACCCUCCGUAAUGGAGCAGUCAUCCAUAUCCCAUCAUACUCUUGCAGUCAUACCCACUCUAUUUCCCUUGACAACCCUGAAUGGCUCUGUCACACCUAGAAUCAGAGCCAACCUUGAUUCUGAAGGGUUUCGAGCCACAUCGACUCCUCAUAUACCCCAAACUCAGAUAGGACUUGAACUGCCACCAAGCUUGAAUGCUGUCACACCUCCACCAACUUUCAAAGUGCUGCCCCAAAAAAUCCCCAAACCCACAGCCUCCAAGCCCAUGCUAGGAAAAUCUAUAGCUGCCACCAAACAUCCAGGGAUCAGGCACACUACAGCAAAAGCUCAAACUAAAACUGUUACUGUGAAAUCAUUACACGUGUCUGCAAGUCCAAAACCUACUGAUUCAAAUACCAUUAAUGUAUCAAAACCCAACAGUUUGAAAAACACAAUCAUAUCAAAAGCCUUAAGCUCAAAACCCACCAGUGCAUCAAAACCUAACAGAUCAAAACCCACUAGCAUGUCAAAAACAUCUAACUUAAAACCCAGUGGUUUAUCAAAACCUGCUAGCAUAAAACCUACAAACCUAUCAAAACCCAUCAAUUCAAAACAUACAGCCUCCAAACCAGCAUUAGUCAAGCCAUCUAAACCCACAAUAGAAAAAUCUAUAGCCACCAAACCCACAAAUCCAAAAGGGUCUGUUUCCAAUCUGCCACCAUCUAAACCUCCAUUACAAACAACCAAGAAAAAAAUCACAGCAAAAUCUCCAGUAACCCCUACUGUCAGUUCCAAUAAGCACCAAUUAAACCUAUCAGCAUCUUUAUCUAACAAGGUUUUAACUACUCCCAAGAUUUUAAGCCCUUUGUCAACUAAAAAGGUCCCAAGAAAUACCCAACAGGUACCCAGACAUAUGACUUCCAUGCCCAGGACCACAUCUAUCAUCCCUGUUGUUUCAAAGAUGCCUCAAAACACUUUAGUAAAACCUACCAAAAGCUCAGUGGUACAUUUUACUACAUUAGCCCCAGUGCCUGGGACAGUUCUUCCUGCUGAUGGACUUCAGGCUUGGGAUUUGGAUCUAGGACUUUUUGCUGCUCCGAUUGGACCGCCAGGGCAAAAGGGAGAAGUUGGACCUGUGGGAAUUCAAGGACCACCAGGAAAACCAGGAGCACCAGGAAAAAGUGGACCACAGGGACCACCCGGACCACAUGGUAAUCCAGGAAGACCAGGUCUCCCAGGCUUAAAGGGGAAGAAGGGUGACCCUGGACUCUCACCUGGAAUAGCGCCUAAAGGAGAGAAAGGAGAUCCUGGGAUUAUUGGUCCUGUUGGUUUAACUGGUGUAGAGGGUCAAAAGGGACAAAAUGGACAUCCGGGACCAGCUGGUCUCCCAGGGGAAGUGGGGGAGAGAGGUUCUGAUGGAAGUGCUGGUGCCAAAGGUUAUCCUGGCAGGCAGGGGCUUCCAGGUCCCAUAGGUCCUCUUGGGCCAAAAGGCGCUCGGGGUUUUAUUGGCAUCCCAGGCCUUUUUGGUUUACCAGGACCUGAUGGUGAAAGAGGUAGUCCUGGUCCUCCAGGGAAGAUGGGCAAGAUGGGUACGCCGGGUUUUCCAGGUGAUUUUGGUGAGAGGGGACCCCCAGGAGCUGACGGAGAGCCUGGUAUUAUUGGUGCCAUUGGCCCUCCUGGAGUACCUGGACUGAUUGGUGACAUGGGCCCAGCUGGUGUCGUUGGUUUACCAGGACUGAUUGGACUGAAGGGUGUUGCUGGAAACAUGGGCGAGUCUGGACUGAAAGGUGAUAAGGGUGAAAUCGGGCUCCCUGGGCAGCAAGGGGUGACCGGGUUCCAGGGAGACAAGGGAAUUCAGGGUAUAUCAGGGUUGCCAGGUCCUCGUGGAAAACCUGGCCCUCAGGGUAGACAAGGAGAGAAAGGGCCUGAUGGGGUCCCUGGCCCUCCUGGUCCUGAGGGUUUCCCUGGUGACAUUGGACCACCUGGACAAAAUGGGCCUGAGGGAGAAAAGGGUGUACCUGGAAUGAGGGGGUUACCAGGACCUCGCGGAGUUGCAGGACGAGAGGGAGAUGAGGGUCCACUUGGACUACCUGGACCGACAGGACUGGAGGGUCUUAUGGGCAAAACCGGUUUUCCUGGAAAGGUCGGACCUGAAGGAGUUAAGGGGGAACAAGGAGACACAGGGAAGGCUGGUCCAGUGGGAGAGAGAGGUUUGGUUGGCUUUGUGGGACCAGUAGGGGAACCUGGUUUAGCAGGAGAAAAGGGUGAUCGAGGAGCCACAGGAUUGCCUGGACCACCAGGUGAAAAAGGAUCUACUGGCCAUCCAGGGACUCCUGGAGAAGCUGGACCUCCUGGACCACCAGGUUCACCAGGUGCUCGUGGAUCACAAGGCCCUGCUGGCACUCGAGGUCCAAAGGGAAGACGGGGCCCACGAGGGUUGGAUGGUCUGAUUGGCGAGGCUGGCACUGAGGGCAAAAAGGGUCCUGUUGGUCCGCCUGGAAAAGUCGGGAUUCCAGGAGAGCAGGGGAAGAUCGGCGAGCCAGGAGAGACAGGGCCGAAAGGAUUUCCGGGAAUCCCAGGUUCUUCAGGAGCUCCAGGAGAAAAAGGGAUUGCAGGAGAGCCAGGACCCCCAGGGAUACCAGGAACAAUAGGGCCUCUUGGGAACAUUGGACCAAAGGGUCCACCAGGAAAAGUGGGAGACAUGGGAGCCUCUGGUGAACCAGGAGAAAAGGGCACGGCUGGAGUCGAAGGGAAUGCUGGAGCUCCAGGCUUCAUCGGACCCAGGGGAGAGCCAGGUUUAGAGGGUGAACAUGGUCCUGCUGGUCCUGAUGGUGCAAAGGGUGAAAAGGGUGACAUGGGGCCAGAGGGUGAAACUGGUGUGAGGGGUGAACCAGGGAUCAAAGGCAAAGAGGGACCACCAGGUGAUCCUGGACUCACUGGAGUCAGAGGUCCUGAAGGGAAGCCAGGGAAAAUGGGUGAGAUGGGAAAGCCUGGCCUCAAGGGAGCAAAGGGCAACAUGGGACACCUGGGUGAGACAGGAACAGCAGGGAAAGCUGGACCGGUUGGAACCAUUGGACCAAAAGGCUCAAGAGGAACUACUGGACCUGUGGGUGCCCCAGGACGGAUGGGACAACAGGGAGAUCCAGGUCUAGCAGGGUAUGAGGGUCACCAGGGGCCACAGGGUCCUAUAGGGCCUACAGGACCAAAAGGUGUAAAGGGCGAACAGGGAGAUGAUGGGAAAAUAAUAGGUCCUCCUGGUCCUUCUGGACUUCGAGGGCGCAUUGGUGACCGAGGUGACAGAGGGGAACCAGGAGAUCCAGGAUACCUAGGUCAGCAAGGGGUAGAUGGAGUUCGAGGCAAAGUUGGUGCACCUGGACUACCUGGUCACCCUGGACCUCCUGGACAACAAGGCCCCAAAGGAUCAAAAGGGGAGCAGGGUCAAAAGGGUAAACAGGGUCAACAAGGAGAACGUGGAAGUAGAGGAUCACCAGGUGUGGUUGGCUUGCCAGGUCCAAGGGGUGUGAUUGGUCGAGAGGGCCGGGAGGGCAUUUCUGGUGUCGAUGGCAUUCCUGGGAAGGAUGGAACUAAAGGAAUACCAGGUGACCAAGGAGAUGAUGGAGAGUAUGGACUUCCAGGGAAAUCGGGAGCAAGGGGGAAAAUUGGUGUUCCAGGUUUACCAGGAGAUCAGGGUUCAUUUGGGCUAAAGGGUGAACGAGGUCUCCUAGGUCAUCCUGGGACUUCAGGGAAAAGAGGAUUUAAAGGAGGAAUGGGACUGCCAGGAGCUCAGGGGGAUCCAGGGCCCAAAGGGCAACCAGGAGAUUUCGGAGAGCCUGGAUUUCCAGGGAUACUAGGAAUAUUUGGUCCAAAGGGGCCUCCAGGAGACGUAGGGCCAAAAGGCAUUCGUGGACCUAAAGGUCCCCCUGGCCAAUCGGGUAAAGUGGGAGUGAUUGGUCCUGUUGGUAUAAUUGGACCACAUGGCAGUCCAGGCCCUAGAGGAGAUUCUGGUAGCAGCGGAGCAAUGGGUGCUCAGGGGCCAAGGGGUGCUCCGGGACAUCGAGGACCUCCUGGACCACCGGGACCUCCCAGGAUUUCAAAAUCCUUUGUGGCAGAUCUAAUGGAUUUUCCCAUGGACCGAGCUCCAGACAUCUUACAGACUUUACAAUAUCUUAAUUUGCUUGUUCUCAGUCUGAAGAAUCCACUAGGAACAAAGGAUCAUCCGGCUCGCCUCUGCCGGGACCUUAUAACCUGCCAACACAAAUUCAACGAUGGCACUUACUGGAUUGACCCAAACCUGGGUUGUCCCACUGACUCUAUAGAAGUGACAUGCAACUUCACAAGAGGCGGGCUCACCUGCCUUAGACCAAUUACUGUGUCCAAGCUGGAGUUUAGAGUUCAGUUUGUCCAAAUGAACUUCCUCCACCUGCUGGCUUCAAGGGCAGAGCAGCGUAUCAUUAUCCACUGUCUUAACAUCACCAUCUGGAGCUCCACUCCCACUCAGACUCCUUCCAAGAAUGCAGUGAGGUUCAUGGCAUGGAAUGGAAUGAUGCUGGAACCAGAAGUGUUGGAGGACACAUGCUGGCACCGUGAUGGCCUUUGGAGGAAUGCUAUCUUUCUCUUCAGAGUGACAGAAGCCUCACUACUUCCAAUCAAAAACAUUGCUAAUCUGCCGAAAACCGCAUCCAUGUCACGCUAUCACAUGGAGGUCGGACCUGUGUGUUUCGUGUAGUGUGUACACGUGAAUUGGUAUGCAUACAGUAUGUGUGUCCACUUCCUUGCACACUAUAACCGGCUGAAGCUACCCACGUCACAGCCGCUGUAGUAUUCAGCCACUGAUUGGACUGCAGAAACAGGAAGAAGGUGGUGUGACUGGGGCUUCUGGGGGAUGUAGCACUAUAAGACUGUGGAGGAGAAAUCCAAGACCUUCUGGCCUUAGAUGUCAUAUGAGUGAAGACUCUAAGAAUAUGACCCAGUUUAUAUACUGUAGGAACAAGGCAUAUAGGCCAGGGUGAUACUGCCAC